Messenger RNA from Pieris rapae (cabbage white), 1619 nucleotides. It is a transcript of the gene Sgt1, whose product is annotated as protein SGT1 homolog. The record is from RefSeq and is a predicted model, not a curated record. The transcript has 6 exons. NCBI's taxonomy places the organism in Eukaryota, Metazoa, Arthropoda, Insecta, Lepidoptera, Pieridae. Gene Ontology annotation, molecular function: protein-folding chaperone binding. The coding region runs from base 129 to 776 and encodes 215 amino acids. Gene Ontology annotation, biological process: protein stabilization.
UUUCAGAAAACAGACAACAGUUGUCAGAAAGCCAGCGAAAGAUAAAGUUUGGAAAUCACUAGAAAAAUCCAACUAUUUUUAGAAAAGCGAAACUUAAGUCGAUUGUCUAGUAAGAAUUGGAAUAAAAAAUGGGAGAUUGCAAACAUAACUCAGCUACUGAGAUAGCAAAACCAAAGAUUAAACAUGAUUGGUAUCAAACAGAGUCACAGGUGGUUAUUACAAUACUUAUUAAAAAUGCUCAAAGCGAUAAAAUAAAAGCAAAUUAUGGUGAGCGGAGUCUCUCAGUAUCUAUUGCAAUGCCAAACACAGAAAUGGAGUAUAGUUUAGAAUUACAGUUAGCUCAUGAAAUAGUACCUACAAUGUGUUCAUAUAUUGUCAGUCCCUCUAAAGUGGAGAUUAAGUUAAGAAAAAAGGAGGGAAUAAGAUGGACCAAUCUGGAAGGAGAAGGCAAGGAAGAGACAGUAAAAACAAUACCCCUAGCUGCCGUGGAUGCACCUCUGCAGCAGCCACCUAAACUAUUCAAAAAAGACUGGGAUAAAAUUGAAAAAGAUAUUAAAAAAAUGGAGGAAGAGGAAAAGCCUGAAGGUGAUGCAGCAUUGAAUGCACUGUUUCAAAAGAUAUAUGGAGAAGGCUCUGACGAAGUGAGACGAGCUAUGAAUAAGAGCUUUAUGGAAUCAGGAGGAACCGUAUUAAGCACAAACUGGAACCAAGUAGGACAGGAAAAGGUGGAUGCUAAACCCCCAGAUGGUCUUGAAUUCAGGAAAUGGGAUAGUUAAAUUUCAAUACAUUGUUUAAAUAUUUAUCCUUGUUACACUAUUUUGAUGCGUACUAAAGUAUUUUUUUUUGAAGUAAACGUAUAUGGUCCAUUACAAAAUGUAUAAACUUUAAGAAAAAUUGAGGUCCAUAUUGUAAUUUGUGCCUCAAGGCAUAAUUUCACCUAAAGCGCUGUCAAAUAUGUCAAACGUCAUAGAAAUUGGUUUGACAGCUCAGCAGCAUAACAUUCUACGAUACGGGCCUAAGUCGGCUGCUCAAUCGAUGUGUGUUAAAAUUUAAGUUUGUGUUUGAGAUUUUUUGACACUAUUUUACAGGUUAAUCGAUUGUUUAUGUGUUCCAAUGACAUUUACGAAUGACGUGAACAGAGUACUAUUUAAAACAGUGUAAUAAGAUUACUUUUUAUAAUAUUCAUAGUCUGUGCAUUAUAAUAUAAAUUCGGCUUAGCAGGAACUUUUCGAUAGUAUCAUCGAGAAAAAAAAUGGUUGUCUGUGAAGUGGGUUUACGCACAACAAUGAACGUGACAACGUCAUAACAAAACAUUGAUUAAAUGUUUACCAAAAAAAUUUACUCAUUUUUAUUGAAUUAUCACUAUUUGCUAAUAAAUUAAUACAUCCUUUAAAUAAUAGUACUUGUCAGAUUCUUAAAUGCAAGAAUAAUUAACCUUUAUUGCCUCAAUUGUUGCUGUGUGCUGCCCCUGUCUUUCUUCUACUCGCACGCAUAGGCCAAUCAAGUGGAAGAGAGAGAUGCGAAACGGGAUAAUGAGUCUUGCUUUAUGUGCGUGCCACCGGCUUUCAUCGGUUUUAUAAUUGAGCUAUUCCUUUAUUGAUAAUUGUAUUAUAAUUGAC